Molecule: messenger RNA, 2204 nt
Organism: Cololabis saira (Pacific saury)
Lineage: Eukaryota; Metazoa; Chordata; Actinopteri; Beloniformes; Belonidae
Gene: galm
Product: galactose mutarotase
Exons: 9
Coding region: 162-1196 (344 amino acids)
Biological process (GO): glucose metabolic process; beta-D-galactose catabolic process via UDP-galactose, Leloir pathway
Molecular function (GO): carbohydrate binding; aldose 1-epimerase activity
Source: RefSeq, a predicted model, not a curated record
UCAUCACUGGAGGAAGUGGGAUGUAAACACGUGAAAAAGGAGCAAAGUCUGCACAAAGUGUCUCGAAACAAAGACCCUGAGAAACUCCGUAGAAAAACACGCAUUACAGCCUUCCACACAAACACUUCCAGAGCCGUAACAGAGCACGGACCCGCUCCACGAUGACUCAGGUGAGCCAUGAACAGUGGGGACAGGUAUCUGGCCUGGGCAGUGUGGACAUGUGGGUCCUCCAGUCCCCCCAGGUAAAGGUGGAGGUCCUCACCCUGGGAGCCAUCAUCAGGUCCGUCUGCUGCCCAGGGACAAGCGGUCAGAUGACGGACGUCGUCCUGGGCUACGAUGACCUGGAAGGUUAUGUGUCAGAUAAGCGGUACCUGGGUGCUGUGGUGGGCCGGGUGGCCAACAGGAUUGCACGAGGGCGCUUUGCAGUGGACGGGAAGGAGUAUCAACUAGAUACCAACAAUGGACCCAAUGCCAUCCAUGGAGGCCUGCGGGGUUUCAACAAGGCUCUCUGGGUCGCUGCAGAGGUGGAGGGGGGUGUGAGGCUGAGUCUCACCAGUCCAGAUGGAGACCAGGGCUAUCCUGGUGAAGUCCAGGUGUCUGUGUCCUACACCCUACAGGGGGAAACACUAACUGCUGAAUAUGAAGCCCGGUCCACCAAAACCACCCCCAUCAACAUCACCAACCACUCGUACUUCAACCUGGCUGGGCAGGGUGCAGCAGAUAUCUACGACCAUCACGUGUCCAUCGCUGCCCCGUCCUUCCUGCCGGUCGAUGACUCAGUGAUUCCCACAGGAGAGAUCAGAGCGGUGGAGAGCACGGCCUUCGACCUCAGAGAGCCGGCUCUGCUCGGCACUCGGCUGAAGGAGCUUCCUGGUCCGGGCUUUGACCACAACUUCUGCCUGUCGUCCCCCGGGGAUCCCUGGACGGAGAGACACGCUGCCAGGGUGCGUCACGCGGCCAGCGGGCGUGUUCUGGAGGUUUCCACCAGCCAACCGGGGCUCCAGUUCUACACGGCCAACGUCCUGGACGGCUCCAUCACAGGGAAGGCCGGGUCCAGGUACGGGAAGCACAGCGCUUUCUGUCUGGAGACGCAGAACUGGCCCGACGCCGUCAACCAGGUUUCAUUCCCUGAUUGUCUUGUGCGUCCUGGGGAGGUCUACCGCCACGUCACCCGCUUCACCUUCACCACCGCCUGAUACCACGUCACCACGGCAACGAGGAGAGGGCCGGGUUUACAGAGUCAACAUUUACCUGAGUAUCCGGGGUAUUCUGCUCCUCACCGCUGGAACAAACUUCCUGUAGACCUGAGCUCUGCUCCAACUGUCAGCUCCUUUAAAUGGUGUAAAGGAUCAUUUUAAGAUUAAGAUUCCGAGAAUAUUCUAAUUUUUUGAGAUAGGAUAUUUGAGUUUUCUUAAGCUGUAAACCAUGAUCAGCAAUAUUAAAAUAAUAAAAGGCUUGCAAUAUUUCAGUUGAUUUGUAAUGAAUCCAGAAUGUAUGAUAUUUUUGUUUUUGUAAUUGCAUUACAGAUAAUCACAAUAUUCAAAUUUUCUGAGACAGUCCUGUAUUUUCACAAGGAAAAAAGAUUAUUGAACUUGUCUGCAGCUUAUGAACUUUGUCAGACAUUUACUCUGGGCAAAGGUGUAAAGGAUCAUUUUAGCUGUUUGUCUGCUCCAACUGUCAGCUCCUUUAAAUCACGAUAAAAACAUUACUGUUUACUGAAGCGUACUCUUAAAUUAAAUACUUAUGAUUUUUUAAAAUUUGACCCGGUCUUUGUACGUUUUGACCGUAUAGAAAUGUAAUUCUUGCCAUUGUAAGAAAGAGAUGUACCUGCUGUAAACUCUACUGCCCUUACUUUUUAACAACUUGUACUUUUUAUUAUUUUACCUCUUUUCUUAUCAUUUUAUUUCAUUUUAUUUGUUAUUUACUGUUAAAUUGUGUCUUGCCGCUUUUAAUGUUGAUGUAAAGCACUUUGAAUGACCUUGUGUUGAAUUGUGAAUGCCUCCUGACAGCAGACGUUUCAGCGGGACCGGGGGGCGCUCGUCUCGGUAAAGACGGCUCAGGGACAACACAAGCCUCCGUAUAAACCCAGUCACAUGUACAGACCAACACACUCCCAACUGGGACGUCCUGACCAAUCAAACACGUUUCUGCUGCAUGCUGUGUUCUGAAUAAAAGAGACUGAUGCCUUCACUGUUGUUUCUUCA